CCUAAACCAACAAUACACUUACCUCGUGACUUCCACCAGCACCUAGAGCACGGGGCACUUUCUUAUCUUCUAUUUCCUUUCUGCGGAUGCUGUUAGAUGUACCGUAGAGUCGGUUAAACGGCCGCGAAUGCGACCCGAUGCGCGCUCGAUAAAAAAAAUCAAUGCGGCUUCGAUCGAUCCGAAAAGGCGCUAUGCGGUUUUCUUGAAGUAGUGUGGAAGUUCGUUUAUUUCUGCGGGGAACUUCUCCAUGAUUCGAAGUGAUUGAGGAAAAUUAGUGGAUUUGCUAAUGGAGAUGGUCUCGUUCGCGGUAUCCACUGGUGUAGGGGUCAGUCUGGUGGCAGGAAUUUUGUCAGGAGUUUGUUAUGUUUUGGUGUACAGUAAAACGAGCAGGAAAAGUACCAAAAAAACGAGUAAAGCGCAUUCUUGCGCCGUUUGUGGCGAGUACUUCAGGUCCAUCGAUCACAUCCUAAAAGGCGACAGUACCGUGGUGUGUGUGAAGUGCCAGUCGAAGGUCUGCGGGCAAGGAUGCGCGCGAGAACAACAGGACGAAUGGAUUUGCAAGAACUGCCUCAGGCCUCCGGAGACUUGGUUUCAAGGAUUCCUGCACUCUCUGCAGCCGGGUAAAAUAAGCGAUGAUGGGGAUGAGAAGGAUUCGGUCGAGUCGGUCGGGAAGGGACGUAACAGCAAUAAUGUGAAGGUUCAGGUGCAGGAUUUUAUCGAGAAACUGGUGAAUUCCAUGCUGGGCCAAAACAUAGAUGAUGCUACCAUAACUAAAAUUUUCAGCGAUGAAAAUUAUCUUCCAUUAUCUGGUCAACAAUCGCCAUGCACAGCACACGCGGCCCUGAAGCAGCUCAUAGAAAAGCUUCUGUUGGAAGUUUUGCAUAUGCCAGCCCUUCAACGAGCCCAAGACAGUACCAUAUCCACGUCAAAUGCGAAGGAUAAGACCUACGAGGAUCUGCUGGCGACGGCUAUUUUAAACAAAGUUAUAUCGAAUUCGCAAGCGCGUCCUUCCUCGUCGGCAGCCAGCGUAUCCAGCAGAUUGUCGAACAACUCAAAUUACAAAGAAGAUAAAGAGUACUUCUUCGGGGAAGAGACGUUGGACAAUAAAUGGAGAAACGCAGAUUUGGAAACCACGUCCGCCUCGAGCUUAGAAGACUGGCUUCAAACCGACUCCAGCUUCGGUUCGAGGAAGUACGUCGAUAGAGUCACUCUCACUAUAAAACAAAACAUCGAGGAACUGUCCCAAGCGAGCGAUUCCGACGAGGAUGAUCGAUUCAACGACAGCGAGUAUUUCACGACGAAAUCGGCCAUUUGGAGCGACGACGAGCCGAACUGGUUCCUGCAGAAGAGGCAGUUUCAAGGGGGAACGCAUUCGCCCGUUCCCGUGCCUAUGCUCGUUCCUAACCCCACAACUGAAGCCAAAGUGUUGAUUGGCGACAAAGAGGUUGAUGAAACGUCGGAUUUGUCUGAUGUAGAAUCGGAAUUCGGUGACACCGAAAUUGUUCCUACCAGGCAUAGCGUUCUCGUCGAUUCUAAAUCUAUUAUAGGAGGGAAGAAUAUUCUGCAAAAUGGUGUGGGAAGAGGAGGAGAAUCUGGAAGUGAAUCUUCCGUGGAUUCGGGGGUGAAGGAAGUAGGUAGAAAUCAAUCGCAAUACGACACAUCAGAUUUCGCGGAAACUUUGGACAGUGACAGUGUAAAAAAGACACAAAACUACGCCGAGGAUACCCCCAAGACCGAUAUCCAUGUAGAUGACGAUAAUAUAGAAGAAGAGACAUCUUUGCUAUCUAAUUACAGUAAUGCCGAACAAGAAGCGGAGUAUAUCGAAUAUUUCUCCGCGUCUCUACCAAGGAAAGUGGAAAAUAAACCUCAACCUCCUGCAAGGCCGUCUUUACGUACACCAAAACAACCAUCUAGAAUUAUCGAUAAAGCAGAUUCGAAAAACAGAAACUUUUUAGAACACGAAUACGCUUAUUCAGACGGCGAUGUGAACGAGUUUUCGGGUAGAUACAGUAGAAGGGAAAAAGAGAAAUGGAAAAACGCUGUAGAAAUGAAAAACAACCCGUAUUCCAAAGAGAACAUAGAGAAGAGAAUAAACCGAUCUAACAGCGGGGUAAGCUCUGUAUUUGGACCCGAUUACUAUGCCAAAUUAGCCUCUUCCCCAUCGGGAACGAAAAGUAAAUCGCCCAAGAUAUUCGAGGAAAAGACCUUUUCACCUCACGUAGAAGUCGAUAAACGCGAAUCGACCACUUCCGAAGCAGAACACUGUUACAGGGCAGAGCCUAUAUUCGUCGAUGAAGCGGCACAAAAUGGAACGGAAGAGCUUCAGGAAUACUCCCAACAUUCGAUGGUGGAUCAGAAACCAACGGAAACGGAAAGCAACGACGACUCGAUUCAAUACGUGGCCGAAGUGACGAGCGACAGCGAUCUGAGCUACAUCAAUUGCUACGACGUCACCAAGUCGCAGGUCUACAAGAAACCGGUGGACAGCGAACCGGCGGCUCAGAAGAUCACUUUCGUGAAAAACGCGAAAGCUCAGAAGCAACACAAACCCGCCGCCAAGCCUGCCGCCGUUUCGGCCACCAACUACGAAUUGAAGCGCCACAAAAGCGAGUCCGAUUUAUACGAUUUGGAGGAAACGCCGAAGGUCCUGCCGAGGAAAAAGGACAACACUCUGAUCUCCAAGAUAUACAAAGUACUAUCCAAGUCCGAUUUGAGCGAAUACCCCACCUUCAGGACCCAACUCAGCACGCCCGACAUGCACUACUUCCACAGCGACAACACCAACAGCUUCAGUUCUCAAGACAUGGACAUUUCCAAUGACGUAAUGACCAUCACGAAAACGAUGUUGUUGAGCUCAGAAGACGACUAUUCCGACGGUACCGCUUUCAUCAGACGCCCGAAGGCCGGAAACAAUUACAGCUCGAGCGAGGACGCCUUGUCUUUCGACGAAACGGACGGAUCGAAUUCGAUUUCGAAAGGCCACAAGCCGCGUAUUGGCGCGCUGGCGACGCCCGCUGGCGCCGCGUUCGCUAGAAACGACGCCAAAUCAAUCGAGCCCAUCGAUGAGACGCCCAAGACGCCCAAGACGCCCGCAGAGCCCGCCGUUCCGAGCGAAAGGAACGGUGCAAACGACUCGGACGGCGAGAGAUUCGAGAAUGCGCAUUCGGAGGUCGAUGAAUUGGCGAAGAAGAGAAUCGUGCACAAUAUUUUAGACAAAUUGAACUGCCCGCGCUCGAAUUCUAACGGCGUCGUGUCGAGGGAAAGUGCUAACGAAAUUAUCAAGGAAUCCAACGAGGACGUUAAAAUGUCGGUGAAGGAGUUGAUGAAGAAAUUCGAAGCGAAUUCUGGUAAGAAUCAGGUUAUAUCCAGUCUUACAGCUAGAAGCUUAUCAAGGCACACAAAAGAACUGCUAAGAGAAUAAAAUGUUUAGAGGUAAAUCUUCACAAGCCAUACAUUGCUAAAUCCGGACAAGGCAAAAUAUAAAGACUUCAAAGAUAUUAUAUUUAAUUUGUAUAUAAUUUUUUAUUUUAAUCUUAGCCAAAUCCUAUCUUAUUUACAUAUAAAAAAUAUAUAGUUACCAUUAUUACGAGAAGUGCAUUCCUUCUGAAUUAAAGGCGUGUAAUAAGCUGCAAAAAAUUGU
Phyllotreta striolata is the source of this 3640-nucleotide messenger RNA. The record is from the annotation of a GenBank genome assembly. Lineage: Eukaryota; Metazoa; Arthropoda; Insecta; Coleoptera; Chrysomelidae.